Molecule: messenger RNA, 1083 nt
Organism: Symbiodinium sp. CCMP2456
Lineage: Eukaryota; Dinophyceae; Suessiales; Symbiodiniaceae
Source: the annotation of a GenBank genome assembly
GAAUUCGGUUCUCAGCGGCUGCGCCCGAUCUUCCGUUUGGGAGCAAACGCCGAGGCUUUUGGAUCAGAUCCGAGCGGAGGGCGUGCAGCCAUCCACUAUCACCUACAGUGCCGCCAUCAGCGCCCAUGAAGGUAAAGGACUCUGGGAGACGGCUUUACACUACUUGGAAGCAGCAGACAGCCAGAAUCUGCACCCGACUCUCGUCACAUGCGGGGUGGCCAUCAGCACCUGUGCAAAGGGCGCGUCCUGGCAGUCUGCCGUGGAGCUCCAGGCCAAGACGCAGCUCCACAGGCUGCCGCCAUCCGAAGUCAGCUGCAACUCGGCUUUGGCUGCCUACCAGCGAGUUGACGACUGGCGCAGGUCCGUCUUGCUGCUGGCGGAGAUGCGAGCCCUCAAUGCACUGCCUUCCGUCAUCUCCUACAGUACUGCGGUCGCGUCUUGCACGCAGUCUGGAUGGUGGGAGGUUGCCUGCAGCCUGCUUGGCGAAGCUCGGGAAGGCCACCUGGGCAUGAACGUCAUCAUCUACAACUCCGCCAUUAGCGUCUGUGAGAAGGGUGAGGAGUGGCAAAGGGCGCUGAUGUUGCUGGCAGAGGCUUCGGAGCUCAAGGUGGAGCUGGAUGUGAUCUCUUACAACUCGGCACUCAGCACAUGUGGGAAGGCCAUGGAGUGGCAAGCAGCGCUGGGCCUCUGGACUCAACUGCAGCGGAAACGCCUUAAGCCAACGAUUGUCACGCUGAACUCCGCCAUCACCGCCUGCGAGCGAGCCGCCCUUUGGCAGCUGGCUCUACACUUGCUGCAGGAGGUGGAUGCUUCGGUGCUUCACAAGGACGGUAUUACCUUCAACUCAGCCGUCUCUGCGUGCGAGAAGGCGGGUCAAUGGCAGGUCGCCCUUUGUUUGCUGCAGCAAUCGGAGCAGCAGCGGCUGCCCCGGUCCGCGACGGGAUUUAGUGCCGCCAUCAGCGCCUGCGCGCGUGGCACAGAGUGGCAGGUUGCUCUGGCGUUGCUUAACGAGGUUCAGAAAGCUGGUGUGGACGCCAUACUUCUCAGCGCCUCCAUCAGCGCUUGCGAUCGGGCAGCGGAGUG